AUUAUAUAAAUCUAUUUUGCAGAUAAAAUCAUUUAAGGAGUUUUUCAUUGGAUUAAACUACAAAAAAGCAAAAUGUUUUGCAAUAAAUUACUUUAAAGUGGAUUUUCAUUAAGGAAAAUCCUCCGCACUAUUGCUUUAUGACAGCACAGCAGUAAAGCGAAUACGAAGACAAUGUCCUCCGCCAUUACAAAUACACAUAAAAUUAAUGGAAAUUUGAUUGUUAGUGCGAAUACUCCAACAUCUAAUAUAUCAAAUACAACCACAGCAGGAACUACUAUUACAACUACAUCUACUAAUACAACUAACAGUAAAUCCUUGACAUCUAACCCUCAUCGUAAUCAAAUACAUCAUCACAACUAUCAACAGGAGCAGGAGCAACAACAGCAACAUCAACUACAGAAAUCAUAUAAUAAUUUACAAACAGCACAGCAACAACAUUCCUCAAAAUUAUCAACAGUGACAACAAAAUUGCAAGCACCGCAACAACAUCAAAAACGUUCAUUAAUUCCAUCGGUGUCGUUACAGCAACAACAGCAGCAACACCAGCAACAAUCACAAACCAUAUCCAUACUUAAUACGACAUCAACCACGACUUCAAUUCCAACACAAGCAAAUCAAUUGCAAACAAUAGCAACCAUACAUCAGCCUUCCUCACAGGCGCAACAACGUAACGCUGCCACAUCGCAAACAGAGUCCAAUAAUAAUAAUACUACAACCGCUGGAGGUGUUAGUGAAAAUCCUAUAACAAGGCGUAACUUCUAUCAUUUACAAUCCCUUAAAACUGCAGGCAAUAGUCUUAAAGCGCCAGCACAUUCUAUACCGCCACGCUAUCAACCACCACCACAACCGCAAAACCAAACAAAUCCUACAACUGGUAUUUUGAAAAACCUAAAUUCGCAAAGAUUAAGUAGCGGAGCAAAAUCUGCAUAUCCUUCAUAUUUCUCAACUGAAACAGCGGGAAAUCAUUUAAAUAAU
Messenger RNA from Lucilia cuprina (Australian sheep blowfly), 975 nucleotides. RefSeq names its product nuclear transcription factor Y subunit beta (gene Ccdc85). The transcript has a single exon. The annotation marks the transcript as partial. The record is from RefSeq and is a predicted model, not a curated record. NCBI's taxonomy places the organism in Eukaryota, Metazoa, Arthropoda, Insecta, Diptera, Calliphoridae.